CCGUAAUAUAACGUGCAGGUUAAAAUGGAUGUAGUUAAUGACUCGGGGAUCAAUUUUAUCAUUUAUUUACAAAAUUCUUGCGCCGAUUGGCAAAAAGAGAUGCUCUUCCUUUCAAAAGUUGGUGAUCCUAGAAACUCCUUUCUGAUCUAUUUUCCAGUGGCUUUUCACUUGAACCACAAGCUAGGAGUGAGUGUGUUAUGGACGGCUGUUCUGUCUGAAUGGCUCAACUUAAUUUUGAAAUGGUAAGAAGGAAAUGGCUCGUGUGCUAUUAUCUUGUGGUGUUAAGCAAUCAUCUCAUUAUUAUGAUGAUAAUAAUUUAUCUCAUUAUUAAAUGCAAGGGCGUGGUUGUAUAAAUAUGGGGACAGAAAGUUAUACCCUUGGCUGAAAUUAACUCCCUUAAGUCCCAUGAGAAAUUUCAGUUUUCCUGCUACUGCUGCUUAAGUGUCCUGGUGCUGGUGUCCAGGUUCCCACCUCUAAUGAGAAUCCUGCCAGAUGACAACAGUCCAUUUCCAAUUCAGGACUGCCUUCAUUCUGACAAUCACAUUAAGUGAUUAGGAUGUCACAAGUUAUCUUAUUCUACAUGCACCAUCAUAAAUUGUUUGCUAAGAUGAAUCACUGUGUCUGUUAGGAUUCUGAGAGGUGACAGGCCAUACUGGUGGGUACAUGAGUCAGAACAAUGGAAGAAUGUGACACUUCAGCAGUUUGAAUUGACUUGUGAAACAGGACCAGGCAAGUAAAGGAAUUAGACCAUAUACCACCUCUUUACCUAAAAGUACAAAGAUGCUUUUGAAAUAUCAGCUCACUAACCUUCUUUAAAAUUUCACAUCGUGUUAUUGGUUGGUCAAGUUUAUUUUGGGACUGAUCCACAAACUUGCAAUAUAUGGUUUUUCUAACUCUCAAGAAUUCUCCAACAUCCCCAAGUUUUUCAAUCUAAACAUACCUAUCAGCCAGGCAGUUUGUUAACUGGUAUAUAAACUAGAGUAACAUCAACAAGUCAUGUAUCUUUUGCACGGUAGAUAAUUUUGUUGUUACUCUCUCUCAUUUCAACAGGGUCACCAUCUGGUCAUGCUAUGGUCACCUCAGCUGUGCUAUGCAUAUUAACAUUGCAUGUGAUGAGCUCACUCAAGGAAACAAUCUUACUUCAAACACAUCUGUUGUUGAGAUAUUUUACAACCGUGACAGUUUGGAGUUUGUUUUUAACUGUUGUCUCUCUUGUGUCAGUCUCAAGAAUAUUCCUAGCAACACAUUUUCCUCAUCAAGUGGUACAGGGCACAGUAAUUGGUGUGAUACUAGCAUUUUUUGUAAGAAAGAACAUUUCUAAAUUACUAAAAGUUGCCUAUUCUUUUUCUUAUUGUGCAGCUUUUUCCUUAGCCUUGGUGGCAAUAACCUUAGUGUCACAUGUUAUCCUUUCAUUCCUUGUAUAUGAUCCUUCAAUUUCGGUAAUGAAAGCCAAGAAGUGGUGCAUAAAGGCAUCGUACAUCCAUCUGGAUACUACACCAUUUUAUGCACUAGUUCGUGACUCUGGAGCAACUUUAGGAUUAGGAAUUGCUUUCACUGUGAUAAGAUUGAUUCUUAAAACAAGGGAAAAUAACUGGAGAGGAUUUCAAACAACAUUACUGACAGGAAGUCUAAAAAUUCCAUUGUCAUUUUUUGUAUUACAGUUAUUGGAAGUGAUAUCUUUACCUAAAUCACACCCUACGCUGUUUUAUUCUGCCGGGUUCAUCCGUUACUCUCUUAUUUCAGUUGUUGUAAUUUUAAUUGUUCCAAGCAUAGUAUUACUGUGAGUGUUUUAAAAAAGUGAAUUUUGAAGAGUUGUUUGUGUAUUUGAUUGAUGCAUAUAUUUAUAAUUAUAAUCAUAUUGAUAUUACAUGACUUAGAUCAUAAGGAUGGGUUUAACUAUUAUUAUCUUUUACGCAUGUCCAGAUUAGCCUCCUUCAGUUCCUGGUGUUACAUGUACUUUCGAGUGACAAUUUGGUUUUGAACCUAUUGUCGAUGGCAGUAAAACUAAUUUACGUGAAUGUUAAGAAUAGAAAUAUAUAAAUCAUGCCAUGGAUGAAAGUAGCCUUUGCAAAGAAAGUGUUCCUUUUUAAUUUUUUUUUUAAUGCAAAAGAGGCAAUGCAUGGAAAUGGAAAUAAUUUAUGAUACAUUUAAUGAAUGAAGAGAUGAAGAAAUAAAUGGAUAAAAUCAGAAUGCUUUAUAUUUUAAUAAGUACUGCGUGACAUCCAGGUGUCACGCGUGACCGAUAAGCGUGAUAAUUAUGUUCGGGCGCGGGAAGAUUGGAAAGGAGCGUGCUUGAUCCCAGUUUCUUCAUUUCACGGCUCGCCUCGGCAGGUAAGGCGAGGGUCCACGCAACAUGAACGUGAGUAGCAUUGAAAUUUGAGGGUAAUUCAAACAUAAACCACUAGAAUGUCUGCUAGGGAAGUUCACGGCAAUCUUUACUACAACAGGUGUACACGGAUGGCGACGAACAAAAGAAACUCUGGGAUGAACUUAGCAAAGGAGUAGAAAGCUCACGAUUAGUUGUUGUGCAUUUGACGAAAGGAGACGAAGGUACGUAAGAAUAUUUAUCGCGGACUCAGCUAUUUUGACCUUCGGACCUUAUUACCUUGGCGUAAUUGUCUUUCCGAACGCUCUCUACUUUGACGAAAUACUGAUACGUGGGAAUGAAAAUUUUCUUUUUUCGCAAAUUCGAGGUCGACGUGAAGGUAUUAUUAACAAGUGUGCGCUAGCUUGACACCUCACUGCACGGAAUGUAUGGAGCCUCCAUAAAUAGAUUUGAGCUCAUACAACCUUUAAAUACGAUUAAUUUAAAUACUUGCUAAUGGCGUUAGAGUUUUAGUUAAAGAUCUGUCCGGUUUUCAGUUUGAAAGCAUAUUAAUACCUACCGCAACAAAGUUGUUAUUGUUCGUGAAAACUCAUUCAAAACAGAACUCAAAGAUGGUCACAGCAUCAUAAAUGGUGCGUGCAUUGUCUACACAGUAUGUCUUACGUUUCAAUAUCGCAGCUUCUCGUUUAUCUACUCAAAAAAGCUUUGUACAGCGAACUCCGUUUAAAGUGAUGUUACUUCACAUGUUCACAUAAGAUCGUCUAGAACAUACUAAUUCUUUCAUUUGUUUGGUAUGUUACACAUUUACUAAAUGUCCAUUCUAGGAAUUUCCUUUUGAAGCCAGUAUCACAUAAAAUCGAUUUAGGUUGAAAAAUAUUAAGUAGAUCACCUGAUGAAGUAUAUUGUUGAAUUUAAAACUAGAUGGACUCCUGUGUGAGGGAAUCCCCUUUUGUUCAAAAUCCAUCCACUAGCAGUAGAGUAGAUUUGAACAAUUUUAAAAUCAGUAUUUAUAACCUCAAGGUUUUAAAUUAGACAUCCAAUCAUUAUUUGAGUUGCUAUUAGUGGAAAAUUAAAAGACCCUUAGUUUUAUUGGAACAUCAUGAAAUAAUAGAUGAAUUGAAAGCAGGGAGGCUGUGAGCUCAUAAAUACUGGUUGCAACUUUGAUCAUCAGGCCUAAAAUUUGUUUUAUCUCCUUCAGGGUUUGGUUUUAACAUUCGAGGCGGAGUUGAUCACCCUCAUGUCGGGUGUGACCCAGGAAUAUUCAUCACCACUGUCAGAGCUGACAGUGUGGCUGGGAGAGAUGGGAGACUAGAACCAGGGGACAGGAUAUUGGCAGUAUGUAGUUCAAGCAGGAUUUUUUAAAUAAAUGAAAAAAAACUUAAUCUUAUAAAUACAAAAAUACACCUAAUAUUCCAACUACUAAGACCCAGUUCAGGGUUGACCACCAAGCUUUGUCUUCUGGCAACCUGUUAUGGGUUCUUUUAUAAAAGCUUUAAUAAGGAAAGAAUCCGAUAACACUUUAACCUCCUUACCCUUUAAGGAAAUUUAAAGAUAUCAGUGGAGAAUAUCAAUACUAAUAUUGGGGUGUAAAAGAUAAAUCUUCAGCUAAGAUGAGAAUUUACUUUGUGUUGUAAUUGAUUUUGGCACCGCUGAUCCUAGCAGAAUGCAGGAGGUUCCUUGCAUAUCAACCUAGCAAUGGCCUUGCUCAGUGGAAAGUUCUCUCACUGUUACUCAAUGGUAGAGCAUCUGGCUACAAAAUCCAAAGGCUUGGGGUUUGAUUCCUUGUGGGAAACUUUGAUCUUUCACUGAUUUUGAAAAACUUAACUUCGAAGAACAUUACAUAUGGGUUGACAUGGCUCUCAAGACUGAACACAAUAAGGUGAAUUACUUAAAGUUUAUUGUGAUUCUUUGUAUUUUUUCAAUAGCUAAAUGCCACAAAUCUUGAACGUGUGACUCAUGAUGAAGCUGUCAAUGAAUUCCACAAAGCAGAAGAAACUGUUUCCUUACUAGUGGAGAAGAAUGCUGAGGCAUAUUUGUUGGUCAGUUUUGAAUAUUGUGUACUUUUUUGACUUGUUUCUCGAUAUUUGAUUUUAUGAAAUAUAAUCUUUCUCUAUACAAGUUGUGGGAUGGCCAAUGUGGGGUUACAAAUCAGCAGCCUAUUACUGGUUGUAAGUAAGGAUAUGAGGAACUAUUUCCUCUAUACUAAAAGUGUGGUUUAGUUCGUUGAUUUUUUGGCCUAUUUUGCAGUCAAACGAAGUCCCAAGCUCACCAGAAGUAACAGUGACAGAUGGACCAGUAACACUUGAACCAGAUCAGGAAGAACCCCCUAAUGCAGUUAUUAGUACAUUAAAACAUUUCUACAAUUCCAACCUAGGAGCUCUGUCAAUUGGAUUGGCAAUUGGAAGUUUAGCUGUCUAUGUUGCUCUUCGAAUUUAUAAAGUUAACAAGUAGCACUAGAGAUGAUUAGGGAUAGAUACACAAUUCUUCAGCCUUUGUUACCAAAGAUCCUCUAAAUGUGAAUUCUCAUAGCAUGGAACCAGAUCAAAAAACAUGUGGAUGUCAAUGGCAAAAAGUCUUUUUUAUUUUGGAAUGUCUACAAAGCAAUAUUGACAUUGAUAUGUGGAAUUCUGUAGGGAGAAAAUAGCUCAUGGUUGCUUUAAAAAACUUAAUCAUUCCAUGCCCCUGGAGCAGGGUGAAUUUCUACAUCAGUUGAUACUCUGAAGGUCAGUCUCAUAACUGGUAAUCGUCAAAAGCUACACAAACAUUCCAGCAACACAGAGUAUACCUCUCACUGUUAAGUGGUUUGACGACACAGAACAAAGUGAUUGGUUAUUUCUUAUUCUUGCAACAUAAUCGUUCCAUAAACUGUCCCCUCAUGUCCGAGGUUGCGUUUUAACUUUAUGUCAGAUUAAUGUUAUUUUCUUGGCCGGUUGAUCAUCCACAUUAUCAUUUUACAUGAGGGACUAAAUAAUAUUACCCUAGCGCUGACAUUACCGUUUCUUCAAGAACAGCACGGGAGGUUAAAGAUGAUUGGUUUAUGUUGGGCUAUUGUAGGUAGGCCUUUGUUAGCUAGAUACCGUUCAAGUUGUUUAUUAUUCUCGCCUUUUGUUCUCCCCUCCACCUGUCAUUAGAAAUAGCUAAGUGAUAAAUUAACUUCAUUCUUUUGAGAUCGUCACCCAUGGUUAAAAAAAUUGAAGAUGAAUAGCCAUUAGCUUUUACUCUUGAUUCCAAAUUUUUGUAGUUUAUUUUGCAUACACCAACAUGGAAAUAAAAUACAAAAUCCUCUUUCUUCGCCUCGCCUCUGAAAUUCAAUUGAAUCACAGGAACCCC
Messenger RNA from Pocillopora meandrina, 5656 nucleotides. NCBI's taxonomy places the organism in Eukaryota, Metazoa, Cnidaria, Anthozoa, Scleractinia, Pocilloporidae. The record is from the annotation of a GenBank genome assembly.